AUGAUCUACAUUUCAAAAGGAUUCAAACCGCUAGUAGCCCUAGCUCCCAACUCCCCUAAUGAUCCAGAUAUUCAAAUCAUUAAUAUCACUCAAGGAAAACAUACAAUACAACUCAUCAAUAUCUACAAUGAAGCGGACCAAGCCAAAGAAAAAGGCCACACCAUCGAAAGAUGCCUUUACAAUACCCCUCUUACUCAUCACACCAUCCUCGUAGGAGAUUUCAACUCCCAUCACCCUUGGUGGGACCCCUUCUCUAACAAAAGCUCAAAUGCCGACCUACUCACCGAAUGGUUUGAGGAUCACAAUCUCAUUCUAUUUAACGAACCAGGCACAAGCACCUUUUAUCGAACAAAUAUGACAAAUCCAAGUGUCUUAGACCUUACUUUAGCCACAGAUUCAGUAUCUCCCUAUAUCACUGAUUGGCAAGUCCUCCCGGAUCUUGGAUCAGAUCACUUAAGCAUUCUCUUUGAAGUAAAGGGCACUUUAUCCCGUACAACGAAUAUAGCUCAGCCAGCAAGAUUCAAUACAAAACUUGCGGAUUGGGAAAAAUUCGCGAAUACCCUCAAAUCGAAAAUAUCGAUAUCAACUACCUUAAAUUCGAGUGAAUACCUUAAUAUCGCUACCUCAGAAUCCAACUCUCUUGAUUCCCUUCUCGACAAGAGCCAAUACAUACAAGUAUUGGAUGAAGCUGCAAAAGAAUUCACCCGAAUAAUCACUUAUUCGGCUGAAACCAGUAUACCGAGAAUCAAGUCCACAAAAAGAGCUAAACCCUGGUGGUCCCCAGAGCUGAAAGCCCUUCGAAAACGACUCUCUAAUGCAUUUGAGAACGCCAAACUUUACCCGGAAGACAAUAUGUUCAAGAAAAUCUAUCAGUCAGCCAGGAAUCAUUACUUCCAAGCUAUUAAAACAGCAAAGAAAAACCAUUGGAAUGAGUUCCUUGAAAAAGAGGAUACCCAAUCCAUAUUCAAGGCAAUGUCAUACACAAAAGAUAUACAAACCGAACGAAUCCCGAAUAUUCGAUCCAAUCCCUCUAAACUAGAAAAUUCUUUCGAGGGAAAAUGCUCUGCAUUUAGAUCGACCCUAUUUCCUCCUCCUCCAUUCACCCCACCGCCCAAUUGGGAAAGCUAUAAACAAUCUAAGAAAUGGGAAUGGCCUGAUCUUACAGAGAGCGAACUCCUAAACGCGUGCUCUGCAAAAAUCAAAGGAAAGACCCCUGGCCCCGAUGGGAUCACUCAAGAUAUCAUUAUUCAAGCGUACAAAGCAAUACCAAAAGCAUUCUUCACCCUCUUCAGUCAUCUUAUCAACCUUGGUUACCAUCCUUCUUGCUGGAAACAAGCCACUGGAGCGAUUCUCAAGAAACCUUCAAAACCAGACUACUCGGCCCCAAAAGCUUAUAGAGUUAUCGCCCUGCUAAAUUGCCUUGGCAAGAUAAGUGAAAGAAUUCUGGCUCAAAGGCUUAGCUACUUAGCGGAGACUACGCAAUUACUUCAUUACUCUCAAAUGGGUGGAAGACAAAAGAAAUCAGCCAUCGAUACAGCAAUCUUACUCACUACCGAAAUCGAAAGAAAUUCAAGAUCCAAGAAGAAAACCUCAACUCUCUUCCUGGAUGUUAAAGGCGCCUUUGAUCAUGUAUCUAUGAACAAAUUAUUAGAUAUCUGCAAGAAUCUAAACCUCCCAACCAGCCUAAUCGCCUGGAUCUCAUCUUUUUUGAAGGAAAGGCUACUCAAGCUCUCAUUCGAUGGCCAAAUUGAAACCUUCAAACCGAUCAAUACCGGGAUCCCCCAAGGUAGCCCUAUUUCGCCAAUCCUCUUCUUAAUUUAUAUUCGAGAUCUAUUCUCAGCAAAUUCGAUCAAAUAUCUCUCAUAUAUAGAUGAUAUAGCUUUAACAACAUUUUCAACAUCCUGGAAAAAGAACAUCAUCUCCCUCGAAAGAGCAACUAAACAGAUAUAUGCUCUGGGCAAAGAAAAUGCUAUUCAAUUUGAUCUAGCGAAGACGGAACUAAUACACUUCUCUACAUCCAAAGAUACGAAGACAGCCUCAAUCAAGCUUCCGAACGAGGAGAUAAUUCAACCCUCAACACUAGUCAGAUGGCUAGGCAUAUGGUUCGACCCUGGCCUCAGUUUCAAACAACAUGUCACAAUCCGAGCUACCCAGGCUAAAACCUCAUUCUACCGAAUGGCUAGACUUGCUAAUUCUGAAAAAGGCCUUAGUCCCAAGGCAAUGAGACAGCUCUAUAUGGCAUGCGUCACCAGCAUAGCUGACUACGGUUCAAUUUUAUGGUGGAAAGGGCAAAACCAAUUCAAGAAAAUCCUUCAAUCCUUGCAAAACCUCGCCCUUCGAAAAAUCCUAGGAGUAUUCAAAACCUCACCAAUAAAACCAAUGGAAAUAGAAGCCGCAUUGUGCCCUCCAGAAGUACGGCUAAAUGCUGGAAUCAAACAAUACGCAUUUAGAUUAUUGAAAAUCUCGCCUUCUUAUCCUGUCAAUUUAGUAGCUACAAAGCUGGCUACAGAAAAGGAGAAUCAAGAUGUAGUUGCAACCCCUCAAAGAAAGCAAUUAAAACCUACUCAACUCGAAAAGAUCAAAAAUUCAAUUCAGAAAGACUUCGAUCCUCUCACUUUAGAAGGAAUCCAUCACUUCUACUUUCCUCCUUGGAAGAAAGAAGUUCCAUAUAAAGUCAAUAUCAGCAAAUUAGGAAAAGAAGAAGCUGCGAUGAUCCACAAUCUGGCUUUCAAAUAUAGGUGCAAAAAUACUAUUACAAUAUACACCGAUGCCUCAUCCACUUUAGAGGGAAUAGGGAUUGGGAUCGGGAUAGCGGUUAUCUUACCAAAUGGCCGAAUUUCACAUCAAGAGACUAUCAAUAUAGGUGUGAAUCAGCUUGUCUAUAAUGGGGAACUCCUAGGAGUUACUAAAGCGAUCGAAUACGCAAAUUCAAUAGCCCAACCAGGAAACAAGUUCAAGAUAUACUCAGAUAAUCAAGCAGGAUUAUUCCGGUUGAAAACCCCCUCCGAUUUACCUGGUCAAUCAUGCCAAAUCAAAGCUAUAAAAGCUGCGGAAGCUAUUCAAAAUAAAGGAGCCGAAAUCUCUCUCAAUUGGGUCCCUGGACAUACAUCUGUACAAGGAAAUGAGCUAGCUGAUUCUCUUGCAAAAGAGGCGACCAAAAUACCAUCUUCAUCUCACGAAACCAGUUAUGCCUCCAUUGGAAUGGAUAUAAAAAGAAUGAAAUCAGAGAACUGGAUAGCCAUCCUUAACACUAACAACUUUCAUCAACCAUCGUCAACAUAUUCAAGAAACUACCCCUGGAAGAUCAGCUCAAAAAUCAGAAUUCCAGGAAACAUCAAAAGAAGCACAAUCUGUGCUCUGUUCCAACUCAAAAUUGGACACGGAUAUUUCAAAUCUUAUUUGAAACGAUUCGGUAUCUCCUCUAAUGACAAUUGUAGAUGUGGGGGAAAGGAAUCUCCUGAUCAUCUUCUGCUCAGUUGUCCUUUAUAUAAAAUGGCAAGGAAAACCCUCAAUAAGGAUAACCCCAUAGUCCGACCUACCAUGAAAUAUCUGCUUCACACUAAAGCAGGAAUCAUCAAGACCCUCGAAUUUAUCGAGGCGACGAGAAUAGCCACCAGAUCAUGGCAUCUCAAUAGAAUGCAUGAAGAAGAAGAGGAAGAAGGCGGAGAAGAAGGGGGUGGACCGGAAGAUUGUGAUUGA
Messenger RNA from Sclerotinia sclerotiorum 1980 UF-70, 3699 nucleotides. RefSeq lists its product as hypothetical. The transcript has a single exon. The record is from RefSeq and is a predicted model, not a curated record. Lineage: Eukaryota; Fungi; Ascomycota; Leotiomycetes; Helotiales; Sclerotiniaceae. The coding region runs from base 1 to 3699 and encodes 1232 amino acids. Gene Ontology annotation, molecular function: nucleic acid binding; RNA-DNA hybrid ribonuclease activity.